UAUACCUCUUAUUUAACAUGGAUGAACUGCGCAGAUACGUAUCAAUAAACUGUAGUGCAUUCCGAGAAUUACGCAAAUCUUUCUUCAUGUACGUACAGUUAUCUCAAUAAAUAUUUCAAUGUGACAUCUAUUUCAUCUAAAAUUAUGAAAAUGCAUGUACGUAACUUUGUAUAAUCACAGAAUUUGAAAUAAUUUUUGAAACAUUACUCUAGUGCGUGAAUUUGUUUCAAUUUAGUGUGAAAGUGAAUGAGAAACUGCCAUUUAACGUAUAGGAUUCCUCUCAUUGAAUCAAAAGUUAUGGAACCCGGAGGAGUUUCGGUGACAUGGAAAAAUCUCACGGUCAAGGUUGAUAUCAGGACACAGCAUUUAUUUCGGAAGACCACUCGCACAGUCAAAGAAUUAAUUCAUAAUGUGAAUGGAUAUGUGCAACCAAAAAAUUUAGUGGCUGUUAUGGGAGCAAGUGGAUCAGGAAAGAGUACCUUGAUGUCAGUGUUGGCAAAUAGACAACCGGGUGAUUUUAAAGUGAAUGGAGACAUACGACUAAACGGCCAAAAAAUACCACCAGCAGUAAUGAAGACAGUAUCAGGAUUUGUUUACCAAAAUGAUUUAUUCACCCCCAUAUUAACUGUCUCAGAGCACUUACAUUUGGCGGCACGAUUGAAAUUAGAUAGAAAAAUCACUUCGAAAAAACGCGCAGUAUUGGUGGAUGAAAUAUUAAUGGAUGUUGGUCUAUCACAAUGUGCAAAUCGUUUUAUCGGCAAUUCAAACGACGAAGAUGUGCAACUGAACUUGUCAGGAGGUGAACGAAAACGAUUAUCUGUAGCCACAGAACUAUUAAUCAAUCCAGCAUUGCUGUUUUGUGACGAGCCAACCACCGGUUUAGAUUCGUAUACAGCUUUAAAACUGAUGACCACGAUGAAAAAUAUAACUAAACAAAAAAGUAAAACGAUUAUUUGCUCAAUUCAUCAACCCAGUGAGAAAAUAUUCGAAUUGUUUGAUCAAAUUAUAUUGAUAUACGAUGGAAAAAUCGCUUUCUCUGGAGCUAUCGAGGAAGCUUUAGAAUUUUUCCAAAGUAUUGGUUAUUUCUACGACAGUCAACAAAAUCCAGCUGAUUAUUUGGUCAAAAGUCUAUCAGUGGUGCCAGGACAGGAAGCGAAGUCGAAGAAUAAAGCCACCGAGAUAUGUUCAAAAUUUCAAAUUAGUCAGUACGCGAAAUAUGCUUACGAACAAAUUGAAUAUGAAAGUGAAAAAGAGAAGCUCGAAGGGCUGGAAAAAAUCGAUCACAUUUUUUGGCUUCAUAAGCUCAUUUUAAUAACUUAUCGUGAAGUACUUUGUGUCAUAAGAGGUCCUGGCACACAAAUUACAAAUAUCCUGAAGAGAGUAGCAAUCGCAGUAUUUUUGGGAUUUUGUUUGAAAAGACAUACAGUUCUAAAUCAAGAAACUGUCCAGUCACUCACAGGAAUACUAUUUAUAAUUGAGAAUCUAACGUGCUACCCUCCUCUUUUACUAGCAGCUAAUCAUUUCCCAAGAAAAAUGCCUAUGUUUAUGCGGGAAUAUUCAAAUAAUAUGAAUACACCACUUAUUUUCUACUUAUCAAACAUCGUUCCAAUGAUUCCACAAUUUUUAUUGGAUCCAAUUUUAUUUACGGCUAUACCAUUUGCGUUAUUGGAUCUAAGCAACAGUUGGUUCGGUUUCCUUAUCUCCAUAUUAGUCAGUAUUUUAGUGUUCAAUACAUCAAUGGUGUGUGGAAUUCUGGUAUCAUUGACAACAAACAACUUCGUCAUUGUAAACGCCAUCACAACAACCAUCCAAACAUUUUUCUAUCCAUGUUCUGGAAUAAUGAUGAAUAUAAGAACAAUUCCUGUGAUAUUUUUAUGGAUACGGUACGUGUCUUGGCUGACUUACGCAUUUGAAUCUCUAAUGAUCUUGUAUUUCAAAGACGUAGAUCAUAUCAUAUGUUCGAAGUCGGAAAAUGCACCGUGUUUGAAAAAUGGUCAGGAAGUUUUGCAUUCGUUGAGUUUUGAUGGAGCGAAUUUGCAACGAAAUUUGAUUAUAAUGUUUAGUAUUUACCUAUGUUUUCAUUUCCUCAGUUAUAUUGCGUUGAGAACCAGAUUGUAUUUCAAAAUGAAUGGUUAAGUUAAGUGUUUGUUAUUUUCUCAUUAAAGAUUACCUAUUUGAACAAAGUGAA
Molecule: messenger RNA, 2188 nt
Organism: Planococcus citri (citrus mealybug)
Lineage: Eukaryota; Metazoa; Arthropoda; Insecta; Hemiptera; Pseudococcidae
Product: protein scarlet-like
Exons: 14
Coding region: 247-2136 (629 amino acids)
Biological process (GO): transmembrane transport
Cellular component (GO): plasma membrane; cytoplasmic vesicle membrane
Molecular function (GO): ATP hydrolysis activity; ABC-type transporter activity; ATP binding
Source: RefSeq, a predicted model, not a curated record